GCCAACGAGGCCGUGGAAAAUAUCUGGAUCGUUGAUUUUUGCCGAUAUAAAGUAAUUAUAGAGAACCACACAAUCACUGUGUUCAGAGCUCGCUUGCUCGCGCUUUCUGUAUGUGUAUGUAUCAGCUUGAGUGAAUAAGCAUUUAUUCUGCGUGUCAAUUGCUUCAGUUUGUGGAAGAACUUACAUGACAUCCUAUUAAGAUUAAUAAUACGCAGCGCGCUCUCUUUCUCUAGGUAGUAUCCGACUGGCAAGCUUAUUAAGUGGCACUAGCAUUUACCAUGUUCCGCCGCAAGAAUAAUUGUCAGAGUGAUCAGGAGAGUGAGGAGCUGCAGCAUGAACACAAGGUCAACGAGCUUAAAUAUGCUCUGGGACCACUUUCAGGUCGUAGCUUGCAGUAUUGCAGUGACGCGUGCUUGAAGCGAUAUUUGGAUGCCCAGAACUGGAAUGUGGAUAAGUCAAAGAUGAUGUUGGAGGAGACAUUGACAUGGAGAUCUGCCUAUAAACCUGAAGAAAUUCUCUGGCCUGAAGUUGCAACUGAGGGCGAGACAGGGAAGGUAUAUAGAGCUAAUUUUCAUGAUCGUCAUGGCAGUACCGUUCUUAUACUAAGACCAGGAAUGCAGAAUACAGUAUCACUAGAUAACCAGAUGAAACAUCUGGUUUAUCUCAUAGAAAAUGCCAUACUCAAUCUUCCAGAAGGUCAAGAACAGAUGGCAUGGUUAAUAGACUUUACAGGAUGGUCUUUAAGCACUAAUAUCCCCAUCAAAUCUGCUCGAGAUACUAUCAAUAUAAUACAAAAUCAUUACCCUGAAAGACUAGCUAUCGCCUUUUUGUACAACCCCCCGCGCAUAUUUGAAGCAUUUUGGAAGGUUGUAAAGUACUUUCUGGAUGCAAAUACAUUCCAGAAGGUGAAAUUUGUCUACCCAAAGAACAAAGAUAGUGUGGAACUCAUGAGAUCCUAUUUUGAUGUAGACAAUCUCCCAGCUGAGUUUGGAGGGAAAGCCACGCUGCAGUACGACCAUGAGGAAUUCUCAAGGCAAAUGGCGCAGGACGAUGUAAAAACUGCUAAGCUAUGGGGUUUCGACCAGCCCCAAUCUAACAGCCGUGGAUGAGCUGAGGUGUCUCCAGAACCUGAGUACCUUGCUCCACCAGUCAGCUAAAUUUUCUGUACAAUGUUGAAAUUAUACUACUGAACCAUUCGGGCUAUAUAAGUCCUAAUUAUAAACGGGAAUAUCUCGUGGAAAUAAUUCAUAAAUUGUUUUUGCUGAAGAAACUCUAGUUUUAUCCUUUCUCAUUUUUUUUCUUUCA
This is a messenger RNA of Olea europaea var. sylvestris, 1305 nucleotides long. RefSeq names its product phosphatidylinositol transfer protein 3-like. The transcript has 6 exons. NCBI's taxonomy places the organism in Eukaryota, Viridiplantae, Streptophyta, Magnoliopsida, Lamiales, Oleaceae. Gene Ontology annotation, molecular function: phosphatidylinositol transfer activity. Bases 279 to 1109 code for a protein of 276 amino acids. The record is from RefSeq and is a predicted model, not a curated record.